UAACUAACGUAGCCAACACGAAACAUUCCGAAGCAACGAACGGAAAAUAAAAUAGAAAUAUAGAAAAGAAAAGUACUUAAGCAUGCAAAAUUUAAUAAAGAGCCCUGCCCUGCUUUCGAUUCUUAAGUAUCCGCCUGCGAAUUUUCACAUUCCCACAGAAAGCGUUGAAGCGCGGGAUGUUGCGGUGAAAAGUGGCGGAAGCGGAGUGAUUCCGCUUAAUGCCAAUGCUUGUGUGUUUGUGCCACGUUCUGUGGCAGUCAAGGCAGAUUCAGACGUGGAUCAUGAACAGCUAAAGCGUCAUUUUGAGUCCAAGGACGCGAAGAAGCAGAAGACACAGCUGACAUUGCCUUGGAAGGGAUUUCCGAAGCGACCAGAUAAAGCUGGUAAUCCCACUCUCGUUACGGCGAAGAUUGACGAGGAUUACGCCUUCGAAAUUAAGUCAGUGGGCAAGCGAGUCAAAAGAGAGAAUUCCUCCGCUGAGGAGAAACCUCUUAGAACCGAAAAGGCAGCCACAACUGAAGCUGUUCCUUCGGCUUCCGAAGAGCUUGCUCUGGAGGAAAAGCGACUUGAACAUGGUAGGAAAGUGGCCUUGGAGGCCCUCAAAUUGGUGGAGCAGCGACGCGCGCGCGGAUCUUUCGUUGACACUUCCAAAGAAGUGGCGGCUGGAGAGGUCGUCCGACACAUCUCGUAUUCGCCAGUGCGAUUCACUCCAGAGGAGAAGGUGCGCGUGGAUAAGUUGCGGGCGUCCAAGAAGGAGAGAAUCGAAAGGGUUCUGAAAGAGAUGGCUCAGAAGAAGAAGCCCAUGCAGCUGAAGCCCAUACAGCAGAAGCCCCAAAAGGAGAAACCAUCCCAAGCGAAUUACCAAAACGAUCCGAAGUUUGUUCAAGUCACGAAGCAUGAUAGUAACCAACUUCAAAAGGAUAUUCAGCAUGCGAUAUUCAAACCCAAGACGCUUAACCAGGCUCUACAACAGGAGAAGGGACUGAAUAAGAUGACGCAAGAGAAGCUGUUGAAACGGGAUAGUUUCCAACCGGAGAUGUCUCAACAGCAGCAGCAGGAGAAGCCUCCACCGCAGAGGAUGAUUCAGAAGCGUUACUUUGGCCUUCAACGGGCCACAGCGAUCAAUGCACAAAUGGAGCCAGUGGUGCAGAAAGAGGUGAAAACUGAGCUUAAGCCUGAAGUGAAAACUGAGGUGAAAACUAAGGUGAAAACUGAGGUGAAGACUGAGGCGGUGGUCAGUGCGCCCGCCAGACGUUACAUUCCCACAACAAAGGAGUGGGAUGAAAAAUGUCGUUUGCGCCAAUUGGAACGGCUUAAGACUGCCGACAAGGAGAAUGAGAAGGCAAAAUCGAGUCCCAAUACAGCUGUGACCUCCAACAAACCUUUUUUGUGGCGCGCUGACAGCAAUCGACCUUUGACCGAAUCCAACUCGGCCAAAAACCCAACAGAAAUGAUCAAAUUUGGAAACCCUCAAGUAGCUGCAGUCAUCCCCCGCUAUGUUCCACCCAUUCCCAGAGCCGAACCAGCCGAAUUGGCGUUGGCUCGACUGCUCCAGACCGAGAAGCGUCGUGGAAAUCUAACCUAUGCCCAGGCCCUGCUCAGUCGUCCGCCUGUACAGUUCGAACCCUCGUCAAAGUAUUAUCCGGUCUGUAACAUCAUUCGCUAUACCGUCGAGGAGUUGCUGAUGUUGGAGCCACAACCAGAACAAAUGCAGCCACCUAAACUUAAUGGGACCUCUCCAGGUUUGGGAUGUUUCUUAGAAUAAUUGCGUUCGAAAUGUCAAUUUGGAGGUAGUCCACUCAACAGCAGGACCUUCCUGCCGACACUGCUUACACAAUUUGUUUCGGUUUUGUUCUUAAAUUAGCUAACAAUUUCUUGAUUUUUCUUAAUUUUCUUCUCCUUUGCAUUUGCAUUUCG
Drosophila subobscura is the source of this 1917-nucleotide messenger RNA. RefSeq lists its product as uncharacterized. The transcript has 2 exons. NCBI's taxonomy places the organism in Eukaryota, Metazoa, Arthropoda, Insecta, Diptera, Drosophilidae. Bases 83 to 1765 code for a protein of 560 amino acids. The record is from RefSeq and is a predicted model, not a curated record.